Molecule: messenger RNA, 1338 nt
Organism: Camelina sativa (false flax)
Lineage: Eukaryota; Viridiplantae; Streptophyta; Magnoliopsida; Brassicales; Brassicaceae
Product: putative FBD-associated F-box protein At3g50710
Molecular function (GO): protein binding
Source: RefSeq, a predicted model, not a curated record
AUGAUUAGUGAUCUGUCCGACGAUUUGCUCUUGGAAAUAUUGUCAUCACUUCCUGCCAGAGAUAUGGUCGGAACAAUGCUUUUGUCGAAGCGAUGGAAGUUUCUGUGGACUAUGGUUACAAAACUUCAUUUUGAUGAUAGUUUUAAGGAUUAUUACUAUGAUGAUGAGGACGAGGAUUACGUUACCGAUGGUGAGAAAUUUUUUCCUUACAGGAGAUUUCGGCAAUAUGUUGACAAGUUUAUGAUAUUGCACAAGUCUUAUGUUCUUGAAACUUUGACGUUCGAACUUGGUCUCGUAUCCAGAACUGAUGAUUUGGCAACAUGGAUCAGGAUUGCAAUUGCUCGCCAAGUGCGUGAACUUGAAAUUCACCGUUCUAAUGCGGAUAAAAAUGAUUACUCAUUUACAUUGCCAUUGGAUCUGUAUACGUAUGAUAAGCUUGUGGUUUUGAAACUUUGUGGAUCAAUUGUUCUGGAUGUCCCUUCGGUGGUUUCGCUUUCGUCUCUAAAAUCGUUACACCUCUUGAGCGUACUACUGUACCAUGAUGAAGAAUCGCAUCGCCGUCUUUUAAAGGGUUGUCCUGUUCUCGAGGAGUUGGUCGUGGACAAAAGUGAAAACUUUGACGUGUCUUCUUUAUAUGUUUUAACGCCUUUUUUAAAGAGUUUAUCUAUAGUUAAUGAGUAUAAUAGACAACUCUCUACUGUAGAACAUCCAAAAUUUGAUUGUUACGUAGAUGUAAUUAACGUUCCGUGUUUGAAGUACUUGAACUAUGUAGAUAUCUAUGAUUUUGGUCAUUCGUGUUUGUGUGAGAAUAUGCCCGAGGUGGUGGAGGCAAAUGUUAAACUUGUCUGCAAAUUCCCUGAGAAGCUCAUGAGAUCUCUUACAUCAGUUAAGCGUCUCUCUCUAUGUCUACAUGGUCCAAUGCGUAAGCAUCGUAUUAAAUACAACCAGCUAGUUCACCUGGAGCUAUGUCGAUGCAGCAUAAUGUGGUUGGAUCUGCUAACUAGGAUGCUAGAAAGUUCUCCUAAACUACAGGUUCUCAAGCUCAACAAGUGUCAGGAACCCUUCUAUGAUUCUCCCAUAAAGCCCAUUAAAGGCAGAUGGGAACCAAGUUCUGUUCCUGAAUGUUUGGUGAGCCAUCUCAAAAUUGUUGAGUGGAAGUAUUACAAUGGAAGACAUGAAGAGAAGAAAGUAGUAGCAUACAUCCUGAAGCACGCAAGACAUUUAAAGACUGCGACCGUAUCUGCUCAGGAAUUGUCGACGAAAAUUCCAACUCCGCAGCGCGAGGAGUUGGUUUCUCUGCCUAGGGCUUCAGCUUCAUGUAAACUUGUUCUUGAUUGA